UUCAACUAUGGCCCUAUGGGCCAACCUCCCGCUCGGGGUAUUACAAUACAGUGUUCGAAGGGGGGAAUACUCACAUAGUCACAUAAUACCUUUUGCAUUGUUUAGCUCCGAAGAUGGCGGAUUCGACGAGCGAUCAGGUUUCCAUGUUCCUGAAGACUGGCAUAUACCGGUUCGAGAGCUCCAACACUGUAUUCAUCGACCAAGUUCGAGUUCUCAACCGGUCUUACGCUCGAUUCCGGGUUUCACCCUCAGCUUACUACUCUCGCUUCUUUGAUUCCAAAGCCUCCCAACCACAGCCUAGGGAUUCCACACACUCGAGAAAACGUAAACGGAAACAGAAGCCUGGGAGGCCUCACACUCUUAACGGGAGAGAGCAAGUUGCCGAUCGACGGCAUCAAGAGGUGAGGGAUUUUUUGGCGAAGGCACAUGAAGAUUUACUUGGAGCUACUGAUUUGCUAGGGCUUAUGCUCAACUUGAGGAGCGAGGGGCAUUCUUCGGGGGGUUGUGGAGACUCGAUUUUGCCAAGCGUUGGGCACUCAUUUAUUGAGCUCGCUAGGGUUUGGCAAGCUCCCUUGUAUGAGAUAACCCUUAAUUUUCCUCAAUUCAGCGAUUCCACACAAAGUGGAGGUUUUCCAGUAGUUCAACAUAGUGAACAACAAAGAGUCUCCCCAAUUUUUAAUAGCUUAGUUAUUAACGAGACAAGAAAGGACGUGGAGGCUGAAUUCCUGAGCAGCAAAUAUGUAAUACCCAGAAACAGUUGUUUUUACAUGUCUGAUAUGAGGGAGAUUCAGAACCUGAUUCCUGCUGAAUCUGAUAAUGGUUUCAAUCUUAUACUGAUUGAUCCACCAUGGGAAAAUAGCAGUGCGCACCAGAAAUUGAAGUAUCCAACCUUACCAAAUCGAUUCUUCUUAUCACUUCCAAUUAAGGAGCUUGCUCAUGCAGAAGGAGCUGUGCUAGCCUUAUGGGUGACCAACAGGGAGAAAUUGCGGACUUUUAUUGAGAAAGAACUGUUUCCCUCUUGGGGAGUCAAAUUCAUGGCUACUUUUUAUUGGUUAAAGGUGAAACCAGAUGGCCUAUUGUUAAGUGACUUGGAUCUCUUCCAUCAUAGACCAUAUGAAUGCCUUCUUGUGGGUUACUGUCAUGGCAAGGCUGUGGAUUCUGAAUGCUCAUCAAGAUUCAAAUCUAUACCAGAUAAUCAAGUUUUCAUUAGUAUUCCUGGGGAUUACUCUAGGAAGCCCCCAAUUGGAGAGUUGCUACUGGAUUAUGUACCUGGAUUCAGCCCUGCUCGCUGCAUUGAACUAUUUGCUAGAGAAAUGAUAGCUGGAUGGACUUCAUGGGGGAAUGAACCACUUCAUUUUCAAGAGUCUAGGUAUUUUGUAAGGAGAACAGAUACAUAAUGCAUUCAGACAAUUACUGUUGAACUGCCAUUUGGACCUGGUACCCGCUCCAGCAUUGUGCUAGUGCUUACAUGUACUUCUCACUAUAAGUGAUUGAUGAAAACUACUAAUAGAAAAGCUUGUAAAACCUACAUGGAAAAGGUAUCACUGAGAGUCGGCACUUGUAGUUGCCUUUCCAGUAUGAGAGUUCUAGUCGAAGCAGGCAUGGAAUAUCAGCCAAAGCAAUUCAAUGAACAUUUUCUAAAGCUAAUUUGUGAUGUUUGGUUAGGUUGUGUGAGCUUUCUUAAUGUUCAAGCCUUAAAUGUAAUAUUCUUUGCCAAUCAACCGACUAGUGUUGGAGUGUUGAUUCUGGCUUUUUGUGAACUUACGAGUCAAAAUUGUUUAUCCCCUACCUUUUGCUUUUUCGUUGCCAUCAGUUGCUAUUAGAGCUACAUGCUUCUUACCAUCAUAGUUUCACAAAGAAUACAUGCUUUUGAAGAUAUUUAUGACCAAGAUGCAAUGGCAGUUUCUACGAUCAAUUCCCUUGAUUGCCUGAGGGAUCCCCAGAAAAAAAAAAUGGUGCCUGUAAAUGAGCUGCUGAGCUGCUCUACGUAACUGAGCAAUAGACCUUAGUGCUUCUCAUAAUAUUUUAUUAUGUAGAUCAUUUGUUGUCAAGAUAACUAUUCCAUGAUCCAACAUCAUAACCACUUAAUUGAUAUUGUUUACAAGUAAAAUGAUAUUUAUUAUUCUUUGAUUCAAUAGAACCUAAAAAGUAUAUCGAAGUGACUAAAUUGAAAUGCAUCAGCAGUGAUGGAAUUAGAAUCAGAAUGUCAGGGGCUAAAGUGUUAAAAUAACAGAUUUUUUAAUCUGAAGUCCAAAGUGAUGUAAGUUGACCAAAAUUUGUUUGGUUCGCUCCUUUUUUUUUUUCCCUUUUCCCGUGUUUCUUUGUCCAUUUGUUUCAUGAAAUUAGUGAUCAUGC
Diospyros lotus (date-plum) is the source of this 2355-nucleotide messenger RNA. RefSeq names its product methyltransferase-like protein 2. Bases 114 to 1397 code for a protein of 427 amino acids. Gene Ontology annotation, molecular function: methyltransferase activity. Gene Ontology annotation, cellular component: RNA N6-methyladenosine methyltransferase complex; nucleus. The transcript has 11 exons. The record is from RefSeq and is a predicted model, not a curated record. NCBI's taxonomy places the organism in Eukaryota, Viridiplantae, Streptophyta, Magnoliopsida, Ericales, Ebenaceae.